This is a messenger RNA of Onthophagus taurus, 5956 nucleotides long. Lineage: Eukaryota; Metazoa; Arthropoda; Insecta; Coleoptera; Scarabaeidae. The record is from RefSeq and is a predicted model, not a curated record.
AAAUAGGUCGAUCGGAACCAACUUUGGACCAUUGUAGUGCUAAAUUUUUCAUUGUGAUUAUUUAUUAUUGUUACACAAAAAAAGUCAUAAAAGAAAAUUACAACCAUGGCGAUCACGUUGAAUUUGAUCGCUUUGAUUCUUACAAUCGCCACGGUUAGUUUUGGAGCUAAUUUCCCAAUUGAUAAUGACAAUAUUGGUCACUCAAGAGCUGAUGUAAACCCUGAAGAUUAUAUCUUAUCGGAUGAAAUAGUUGUUCCAACAAAGUAUAAUAUUCUUAUAAAACCUGAUUUCGAGAAAUUGGACAUCGAUGGAAAUGUUGAAAUUACAAUUGAUGUUAAACAAGGAACGAAAGAAAUCGUUUUGCAUAGAGGCGAUAAAAUUACAUUUGAAGAAGCUGAUGUUAAAAUCACUCAAGAAGGAACAGAUCAAAUUGCGGUUACAAAAGUGGAUUACAAAUCAGAAAACAAUUUUUGUACUAUAACUUUGGAUAAAGAUUUAACAGUUGGAGAAGCGAAACUUGAAAUAAAAUAUACUGGUAAAAUUUUAGAAGGUACUGCAGGAUUUUAUUUGGCAAAAUAUACUGACGAAACUGGAAAAGAAAAGUUAUUUGGAACCACUCAAUUUGAAUCAACAAGCGCAAGAGAUGCUUUUCCAUGUUUUGAUCAACCAGAUAUGAAGGCUUUAUUCACGAUUAGAAUUAAUAGGCCGAAAGGAUACAAUUCUGCAUCAAAUAUGAAAUUAAAAGGAACACCAACAGCAGACGGAGAAGACCGUGAAAUUGAUGAAUUUGAGGAAACUACUGUAAGGAUGCCGACUUAUUUGAUUGCUUUUGUUGUUUCUGAGUUAAAAGCUACAACGGGAGACGAUGCAUACAAGGUUUAUGGUGUUCCACAUCUUAUUGAUGAUGGUAGGGGAAAAUAUGGCGUUGAUAGUGGAAAGGAAAUCAUCAAAAAAAUGGAAGAAUUUGUUCAAGUGAAAUACUCUUUGAAUAAAUUAGACCAAGUCGCUAUUCCAGAUGAAUAUUUCAGUGCUGGGGCUAUGGAAAAUUGGGGAUUAGUCACUUACAAACAAAAAUACUUAUUACAAAAGGAUGGCGUCACAACUGCAUCUGAAAAACAAAACAUCCUCUCGAUUAUUGCCCACGAAUUUGCUCAUCAAUGGUUUGGAAAUCUCGUCACUCCAAAAUGGUGGGAUUCAUUGUGGCUAAGCGAAGGUUUUGCAACAUAUUUCGAACAUUACGCAACGGAAUUAGUCGAUCCCUCCAUGAAAAUGGCGGAUCAAUUUAUAACCUUAACUAAUCAACUCGCGUUAGAAUCAGAUGCAGCCGAUGAUACAAGAGCCAUGAACGCCAAGGUUUACACCCAAAAGGAUAUUUCAAACUUUUUCGAUCGAAUUGCUUAUCAAAAAUCUGGUGCAGUUAUUAGAAUGAUGGAACAUAUCGUCACAACAGAUAUUUUUAAACUUGGACUUAAAAAUUAUUUGGAAGCUAUGACAGAAAGUGGUAGUGUUGUACCAACUAAUUUAUGGGCCGGAAUCCAAUCAGCCGUUGACACAUUAAGUGAAGAUAAAAAGAAAGAGUAUGGUUUAGACACAAGAAAAGUAGCUGAUAUAAUGGAAACUUGGAAUGGAAAUGUGGGUUAUCCAGUCGUUUACGCAGAAAGAAAUGAUGAAGGCUUAAUCAGUUUGAGUCAAGAUCGAUUUUUAUAUUCAAAAUCACCAUCUGGUGAAUCCACAGUUUGGGCUAUUCCUAUUAAUUUUGCUCGAGGUGACGAAAUAGAUUUUACAUCAACCAAAACUGACUUUUGGUUGGAAGCGGAUAAAGCAGAAACCGAGCUAAAAAUCCCCCUUGAAAACUGGUUCAUCUUAAACAAACAACAAACCGGAUUUUAUCGCGUAAAUUACGACGCCACCAAUUGGGAUUUAAUCAUAAAUUAUUUAGAUUCAGACGAUUUCAACAAAAUCCCCGUUUUAAAUCGUGCCCAAUUAAUCGACGAUUCUUUCAAUUUAGCUCGUGCUAAAAGAAUAAAUUACGAUAUCCCAUUAAGAUUAUCACGGUAUUUAACUCGAGAAACCGAAUAUAUUCCAUUAGCAACGUUCUUAAAAUCAGCUAGUUUCCUCAACAAUUAUUUAAUUUCAACUGAACAUUACGAUAAUUUUAAACCAUUCGUUAUUGAAUCUUUAAAAACUGCCUACGAAACGCUUAAAAUCGCUGAUUCAACGAAUCACGUUGAGAAAUUAAAUCGUGCUCAACUAAUCAGUUGGAUGUGUAGAUUUGAAGAAGAAAAUUGCACGAAUGAUGUCCACGAAAAAUUAUUAGAACUUCAAUCUAAAACCGAAUCAGCUUUACCGGAUCUUCAAAAUCCUUAUUAUUGCGGUGGAAUGAGGAAAGCGGAUGACAUUAAAACGAAAUUUGAAUAUUUAUUGGAACGUUAUGAAAACGAAUCAGUUGAAUAUUUGGAAAGGGCACGAAUUGUAUCAGGACUUGGAUGUUCGUUAAAUGAAGAGUAUUUAACACAUUUAUUGAAGUUUGCAAUUGGAAAAAAUCCGGAUGAAUACAAAGAUUUCGUUCUCCAUGAUGUUGAUAAACAAACAGCUUUUUCAGCUGUUUACUCUUCAAGUGAAAUUGGACUUAAAACAGCCUUAAAUUUUGUCGCUGAUAAUUUUGCAGAUGUCAAAACUACUUUUAAAGAUACUGUUGUGAAAUCGAUCAUUGGAGGAAUCGCUACGAGGACAUCGUUAAAAGAACAUGCUGAUAUUUUAGAAAAAAUUGAAGAUGCUGAUUUCAAAUCCGUCUUAGAAGAAGCUAUUAAAACUAUAACAACUAAUAAUGAAUGGGCAACAAAUAAUUUAGGAGAUGUACAAACCUGGUUGGGCGAUACUUAUGGAAGUGCUGGUUUUGUAACUGUUAGUUUUACUUUAUUGUUAAGUAUGUUGGUAGUGUUGAAUCGCGGAUUCGUUAUAAAUGGGGGGAAAAAAUUUGAUUUUAGCUCAGUUUUAAUCUUCGGUGUUUAUCGGUUAAUCUCUAAGAAAAUGGGUGCAUUAUUUAAUUCGCUUUUAUUAACAAUUUUCGCGCUUUUAAUCCAAAAGGGUAACUGUUUACCAACAAACUCCAAUUUGACAAAAACGACCUUAAACACAAGAGCUGGACCUGAAUAUUUUUUGCCCACAAAGGCGGAACCAAUUAAUUAUAAAAUCGAUUUAGUGGUAAACGAUGACUUUGCCGAUACAAAAUCUUUUACUGGAAUUGCUGAAAUCAGAGUAAAAAUUCUUGAAAAAACAAACAUUAUCACUUUACACGCGGAAGAAUUAGAUUUUAGUGAGAACACCCCAACAGAGACUGGUUAUGAAAUUCAAUAUCUUAAUAAUUAUGACAUGAUAACGUUAACUUUUAAUAAUGAAAUUGACGUAACAGACGAAUUUGUUAUUAAAGAUUUAAAAUUUAAAGGCAAAUUAAGAACUGAAGAUAUGUACGGAUUUUAUUUGAGCUCAUACACUUUAGAUGAUGAACAGAAAACAGAGGAAUUUGUUGCAACCACUCAAUUUCAACCGACUCACGCAAGAAAAGUUUUCCCAUGUUUUGAUGAACCUAAAUACAAAGCUUCUUUUGAUUUUACCAUAACAAGAUCCAAGAAUUUUAUGGCACUCUUUAACACGAAAAAGAUUGACACUAUUUCAAUUGCAACUGAUCUUGAAAAAGAUGUUUUUCAAACCACACCAAAAAUGUCAACUUAUCUCAUUGCUUUUAUCGUAUCUAAAUUUAAAGGCUACGGCCAAACUGUAACCGGAAGUGAUAAUUUAAUUUACGAUGUGUUUUGCCGCGAAGAUGCGUUACCAACUGCAAAAUACGCUUAUUACAUUGGUCCACAAAUUUUAGACGUUUUAAAUGAUUACACAAAUUUUAAAUAUUAUUCAAUGGAAAAUACAGAUAAAAUGCAUCAAGUUGCUAUUCCUGAUUUUUCCGCUGGUGCUAUGGAAAAUUGGGGAUUAGUCACUUAUCGUGAAACUGCUCUUUUAUGGGAUCCUGAAGAAUCAACAACAAGUUACAAAUCAAGAGUUGCCACUGUAAUUGCACACGAAUUUGCUCAUAUGUGGUUUGGUGAUUUGGUUACGUUACAAUGGUGGCAAUACACUUGGUUAAAUGAAGGUUUUGCAAGAUAUUUACAAUAUUAUAUCACAAAAGAGGUUGAAACUACAUGGGAAUUAGAAAAAUUAUUUGUUAUUGAGCAACAACAAGUGAUUUUCGUUUCGGAUGCCAUUUCAAACGCUUUCGCUUUAAAUUCCGAAGCUUACACCCCAAAUGAAGUGAGCGCAAAGUUCGGAUCGAUUUCUUAUAGUAAGGGAGGAUCAAUCAUCAGAAUGAUGAAUCAUUUUAUGGGGGAAGAAAACUUUAAAAAAGGCAUUCAAGAUUACUUAAAAACCAACGAAUACUCAAACACGGUACCAAAAAAUUUAUGGGAUAAACUCCAACUACACGCUGCAAAUUUACCAACGGGAAAAACUUUAGAACAAGUAAUGGAAAAUUGGACCGAAAAAUCUGGAUUUCCAGUGGUUACAGUAACUUUAGAACGAAAUGAUGCCGUUUUAACCCAAGAACGAUUCUUGUAUGGAAAAACCGAAAAUGAUGAAAACACCAAAUGGUAUAUUCCAAUAACAUAUACAACAAGUCACGAAAAAGUGUUUGAAGAUAACGAGAUCAUGUGGAUGAUCCCCGAUAAUAAUUACACAAUCACAAAUAUUCUUCAUGGAGGAACUGGAUGGGUUUUGGUUAAUAUAAACGAAAACGGUUAUUAUCGAGUAAAUUACGACGACAUUUUAUGGGAUCAACUAGAAAUUGGAUUAAAAAAAGAAAAUUUCGAUGGAAUUAAAGUUAUUAAUCGCGCACAAGUCGUCGAUGACGUCUUUAAUUUAGCUAGAGCUGGAAUUGUAUCUUACGAAAGAGCUUUAGACGUUACUUCAUAUUUAUCUGAAGAAACCGAGUAUUUUCCUUGGUAUUCAGCUUUAAGUGCAUUUUCUUAUUUGAGGAGAAGACGUGGUGAAAGUGAAUAUCUCGAGUCACAUAUCCGAGAAUUAAUGGCAAAAUUAUAUGAUAGCGUUUCUUUUGAUAUUUCAAAUAACGAUGAUUUUAUAACCAUUUUAAAAACGGCUUUAGCUUUAGAUUGGAGUUGUAAUUUGGGUGUUGAGAGUUGUGUUAGUAAAGCUAAAGAAUUAUUUAAGGAUUAUAAAGAAAAUGGAAUCAAAAUUGAUCCAAAUUUGAGGAGUACGGUUUAUUGUACUGCAUUGCGUAAUUCGGAUGAUAUUGAAAGUGAUUGGAAUUUCCUUUGGGAGAAAUUCACAUCAACUUCGUUAGCUACUGAACAAGUAACGAUUUUAAGUGCUUUGGGUUGUACAACUGAUCAAGAUAUUUUAAACGACUAUUUAAAAAAAUCAAUCACCGUUGGUUCACCAAUUCGUAAACAAGACGCCAGAUCAGUUUUCACCGCUGUUUUAACCGGAAAUUUAAAUGGUGUUAAUGUUGCUUAUGAGUUUUUCACAGCUAAUCUAGAGGAUUUGAGCUCAUAUUAUAGUGGAAUGAAUGAUUUAACAAACAUUAUAAGUAGCAUGACUGAUAGAUUUACAACUCAAGAACAAAUCGACAACUUCUCCGAAUUUGCUGAAGCCAACAAAGAAUUAUUAAAAGAAGGUUACCAACAGGUUCAAAGUUCUUUAACAAACGCAGCGGCUAAUAUAAAUUGGGCCCAGAAAGAACUCGAUGAUUGGUUAAAUGCUAAAUAUAAUUCAGCAGUUGCUAUCACUAUUAAUUUAUCAUUACUUGGAGUCAUUUUAACCGUUUUAUUUGUUCUUUAAAAUCAAAACAUUAAUAAAUAUAUUUAUUAACUACUUUGUAAAGUUUUCUGUAAUAACCUAAAAAUAUUUAUAAUUUCAAAUUAUAGAUGGCGACAAUAAAUUAUUAAAAUUA